Molecule: messenger RNA, 2372 nt
Organism: Rhopalosiphum maidis (corn leaf aphid)
Lineage: Eukaryota; Metazoa; Arthropoda; Insecta; Hemiptera; Aphididae
Exons: 2
Coding region: 628-1350 (240 amino acids)
Source: RefSeq, a predicted model, not a curated record
ACAACACACUACUCGAAAAACCUACAACGCUGCUGCUGCUGCCGCUCCUGCCGCUGGUGUUGCUGCUGCUGCUGCUGCUGCUGCCGCCGAUGUUGUUGCCGCCGCCGCCGCACACUCGCACUCGCUCACUCACUCACACGCACGCAGUCCGUAGCGUCCGCCAGACUCUCUCGGUUAUUAUUUGUUUGGUUUUCCGUUUUUAACACUAUUAUUUAUUAUUAUUUGUAAUUAUAAUAAUAACAAUAACAGCAAUAAAAUAUAACCGAUCUGUUUUUUUAUUCCGUUUUUGUACGUCGUCGUUUCCGCCGCGUCAAUCGUGCCGUUGUGUUUUAGUCGAAAUAUAAUAUUUAAUAAUAUUAUAACGUAACAUUGUGAUUAUAAAUAUAUAUAUAUUUUAUAUAAAUUAAAAUUACCGCGUAUUUUCGGUUUAUAAAUAACACGACGUUGUUAUAUACACGCGUUUUUGUUGUUUUUACAUAAUAAUAUAACACUAUAAUAUAUCAUUGUUGCGUUCUGUUCGCAUAACUAUAAUACCGUCGCGAUUGCGUUAUAAAUCGCAUAAAUAAUAUUAUAUUUUGUAUAUAAUACCGUUUCGUAACGUGUAACGUCACUGUGUUACCCGACAAGAUGGCCCACGGUGCUCCGGACGAACCCGUCGGCAAGGUGGAAGAGAAGCGACCCAAGGCGCCAGUCGGGUCCAGGCGCAUAUUUCCUCCGCAGUUCAAGUUGCAGGUAUUGGAUUCGUAUCGACAAGACUCCGAUUGCCAGGGGAAUCAGCGAGCCACGGCCAGAAAGUAUGGUAUUCAUCGCCGUCAGAUUCAGAAAUGGCUGCAGACAGAGACCAGUUUGCGGUUGGCCGUCCAACAAGCUUCAGGUGCUUCCAAACCCCCAAAAAUUACUGCUAACGCUGUAACGGCGGUUGCUGUUGCUGCAGCUAUUGCGGAGACUACGUCCGGUUCAGAUAGUGAUGUCAAUGUAGAAGACUUAUCCGACACCGAAGACUCUGCUCUGGACUUGUCCACUACUUGCUUAGAUUUGACCAAGCGCAAACGCGAAGAAGAGGAACUCGAUCCAUGCAAGAGGCGACCUUUAGUACCAGUCACGUCUACUGAGCGACCUUUAUAUGUCAGCCCCAUCAGAUAUCCUUAUGUCGAUUAUCCCCUGUUCUACUGUUGGCCGCCGUGUUGUUACAGGCCACCGUGCUAUGUAGAGCGACCUGUACCUCAAAGACUGACUUGUUCAUUGGAUUUAAAAGUGUGUGCUUAUGAACCAAAAGAACCUUCACUUUUGGAUAUAUCGUACCCUCAACAUUGGAACAAACAGGACUACAGGUUUCCAAGUUCAGUAUGAAAUACCAUUGUGUUCAAAUGGGUUACGCUUGUUAUUCUUGCACUGUAAGUAUCAAUAAAUAUGAAGAACUUUUCAAAUGAUCUUUGCAACUGUUUGAAUUAAAUUGAAAGAAAAGAUAUUUGAAGUGUUAUUUAAUAUUAGUUCCAUUUUAUUAAAAUUUUUAGUUUAACAUCCAUAUCUUUAAUACCUACAAGGGUAUAGGGAAUUUAAAUUAUAUAAAUUGUUCGAAAAGAAAAAAAUGUAUAUUAUGAAUAUGAAUCUAUUUUUUUUCAAUUCAAUUUAUGACAAAUUCAUAUAAAAAUGACAUUAUAAUAUUGUACAGAAUCACUCUGUAUUGUAGUAUGUUUUUUUAAAUGUUAAGUCUAUGACAUAUACCAUAUCAAUUAAGAAUGUAUUGUUUGAAGUUUAGAACACUUAAGAUAUGUAUUUUAACUACUUAAAUAGUAUAGGAUUGGAGCAAAAACUUAUUUAUUAACCAUAUAAAACUUUGCAAUAAACCAUUUUCAAAAGACUUGAUACUAUAAAUUAUUUUAAAUUGUAAAAGAUUCAUUCAUUUAAAAUUUAAUUUUUUUAAUAUAUAUAUUAAAAUAUUAUAUAAUUAUUCUAAAAAAAAAAUGAAAUAUAUAUAUAUAUAUAUAUAUGUAAUAUAUACAAAUAUAAAUAUAAUAACAUGUUAAGAUUUAUUUGUUAGAGUUCCUAUAUUAAGGCUAGAUGUAUCAAAUAAAGCUUUUGAAUUCAUUUGAGAUGGCUCAAUGGAGCAAUUAAAACAUGUGCCAAAAAAUUAAGUUCAAAAAAAUUGCUCAAAAUUUGUUUGUCUUCCGUAAACUAAAUUAUUUAUUUUUUUUUUGGUGCUGUCAGGUUUUUCUGUAUUAUGUGCCUUAUAAUAAUUUAUCAUAAUAAUAAUGUUGUCGAUAAAAAAAAACAUAUGAAGUCUUCUAAGGACUGACUUCUUGCUCAAUUGAAUCUUGACUAAUAUUUAUGUAUUAUGAAUAAGAUUAUAUACUAUAUGAAUACUAUAAUUU